AGGAAGGAACUAGCAGUGUAGAGCUGGUGGCGUAUUGAUUUUUCUUUACAUUAGCUAUUAGUCACUGCCUUUUCUGGUGACAAACAGAACAGAGCAAACACGCUGAGAAAGUGAGCAGCCGUGGGAGUUCCGGCUUUCUCCUCCCUGGGCUACAGAAAGAGGGGGAUGUGGAUCUGAUGUACAGGUACUUCCUGGCGUAACUGUUUACCUGUGGAUCUAGAACAUCAUACCAGUAUUGAUUAUGGCUACUAGCUGCCCAUUGGUGAAUUCAAAUUGGAGAGUGGCCAAUCAUUGAUGCGAUUUGGAUUAAAAUAUUAUCAGUGUUUGAAGCGUCUGUGUUCGACUGGCGAAAAUUAGGUGCAUGUGUAUUCCUAUGUGAUUUAUCAUAAGGCUUUCAAAAUUAUAGACAAAAAAGAAACAAUAAACUUACAGUUAUAUACAAAAACAGUACUAUGUCUGAAAAUAGUGAUACCUCGAGCGAAGAAAGUUUGGCUCAUAAGCAUUUAAAUGGAAAGGAUGAUGACAUUUGCCGCGAUUUCUUGCGAAAUGUUUGUAAGCGAGGCAAGCGAUGCAAAUACCGUCAUCCUAAUACUGACGAAGCGCGGGAUCUUGGUAGACAACAAAUAACUUUUUGUCACGAUUUUCAAAACACAGGGUGUAGAAGAGGGAACUGUAAAUUUUUGCAUUGUACGCGGGAAGAGGAAGAACAUUAUAAACAGACUGGGCAACUUCCAGUGCGGCUUCAACAGGCCGCUGCUUUAGGACUCGGGGUCACUCCUAAUGUGGAGGUUCCGUUGUUAAGGGGAGAGAUCCCCAUCUGUAAAGAUUAUCUGAAAGGAAAUUGUAAACGAGGUGCUAAGUGUAAAUUCCGACAUAUGACGGGAGGAGAAUAUGAUUUUGAACUUCGAAAAUCCGACCAUAGGAACAAUAACAAUCAAAUGUAUGAUCCAUACGAAGAUGACUUCAACACUUUUGAAGCAUUUGAAUAUGGACAUACACCAGGAGGAGUUAAACGUAGGAGAACAGACCGUGAAUUCGAUGGAUUCGGAGGAUUUGAAGGCAGGUAUUCCUCAAGCCGUCCAUUCAGCUAUCAGCUUUUAGAAGAGGAAAAUUCUAUGUUAAGAAGGAAAGUGGAAGAACUUAAAAAGCAAGUGGCAGAUCUUACUGCCACCAACGAAGUGCUACUGGAACAAAAUGCAAGAUAUCGUGUCAGUAGGACAACUGCUGUACAGUCUUUAAACGCAGCAGGUGUACCGGUAAGCCAGCAAUUGACGCCUGGCAUCGGUGCAACUGCAACUCCGGCGCAACCCCUUAAUCAGCUAGCAGUUAGCAGCCUCGCUCAGCAAAUAGCGCUAAAUAGUGAACUGGCUUCCCAGCAUGCUUUGCAGCAGCAUCUGGCGAGAGAACUAGGUCAGCAAAAUGCUGGAGGGUUGGCAGGGGCACCCCUCAACCCUUCCGUUACAAUAAACCCAGGAAAUAUAGUUCCGGUCUCUCUUCCACAGAAUGUUUCCCUGACAUCCGGCUCUAUGCAACAGACACUUCCGCCUGCUGUCUCAAUGACGCAAAGUAUUCCACAGAAUUUGCAGGGACCCCCUUCGGCGCCUCUGGUGUCUUACCCCAUUGUGUCCCAGAACAUGAGAGCGGCUCCUAGCAGUUUGGCCCACUGACACAUGGGUGUUGUAAUCGAUGAUAUUCAAAUAAUCAGGGCAAAAUAAGUGGAGUCCAGAGAACGUUUGUUUGAAUGCAGAGGGAGUCGGAUCUCGUGAAAAAUCAAAAUGACCAUGUGCUGGGAAAAAAAUCAUCAGCUACAAAAGCGUUGAAGGCAAACUAAGCCAGCUAACACAACAGAGAUGAAGACAACAGUUACCGGCAUUGAGUUAUUGUGUGAAUUAUUAAUUUCAUUUCUUUAUUGUCUCAGUCAUUCGGAAUAUCUCCUGAUUUUUUUGUUUUCAUCGAUGAAUACCAAUCAUUUGCAUUUACCACAGGAAGAAAAAUCAAGAUUCAACAUUUAGUUCAUUACAGUUACGUAUUGAUUCGUUAUGAUUUUUUUUUCUCUUCAUUUAAAAUCGACAUCCCAGUAUAUUUAAAUACGUUAAAAGACAGCAUAUCAUUCGAUAUUAUAUGCAAUGAGUUCAAAACUGCAAAAAAAAAAAAAAAAAAAACCAAAAAACCAAAAAACAGCUACUUAGUAAUAUACUUCAACAUCUCAAAAAUGGUUUAAAUGAUCUUUAUUUUUCAAUAUUUUUAUAUAAAAUUGAUAGUGUGUUAUGUUUCCUUUUAAAUUUAAAUUGGAUUCCUUCCAAUUGCUUUGCUUAAUAAUUAUGAAGAUGAUUUUUAUCUCAUGCUUUCUUUUAUUAUUAUAAUUUAAAUGGUUUCCAUAUAUUUUCUAUAAGGUAAGAAAAAAAUUUCUAAAAAUUUUUAGUUUUACCUCGAGUGUUUUUGUCUUUAUUCAAUAUGUGCCGAUAGCCAAACCUUACAUCCAGAUCUUUAAAAUGAUAUUCUGUAUCCCGGUGUUUUCAUGUAAGAAAACCCAAUGGCAUGAUUUUCGAAAUGAGAGGGAAAUGUACCGCACAUAUCCAAAUCUGUUUCUUAAGGGAAUUUUCUGUUGAUUCAAAUCGAGAAAUAUUUUUUGAAUGUAAUAUUUCAGUUAUUUACGUCUUGACUGUUUCUUUUUGGUACAAAAUGCUACUACUAUUUAGCAAAAUAUUGCAUCCUGCAUAAGUUUUUUUUUUUUAUUAUGACAGAUUGACAUAAAAAAGUCACCUACAUGUAGUCCGAAAGAAUUACUAAAAAACAACAUGAUUUCAGAUGUGUAAUACUAUGACACUCAUGAAGUGUACAAAUGUUUAGAAGAAAAGAGAAGAAAAAAUGUGGACCAAGAUUUAUGUCGAGAAAAAAUUAGGUCCAGUAUGUUUUAUGCAAGGAGAAUUGGCCAUAUAUGCAUAUUAGAUAAUGUUCACUAAACGGUUUAACACUGUAUAAGCCAGUCUGUGUUUUGCUUGUCAUUUUGUUGUUUAAGAUAUUAUAAACUUUAUUUUGGACCUUUGAAAUAAAGGAUUAAAGCAGUAAAA
This is a messenger RNA of Saccostrea echinata, 3071 nucleotides long. RefSeq names its product zinc finger CCCH domain-containing protein 10-like. Gene Ontology annotation, molecular function: metal ion binding. The coding region runs from base 453 to 1667 and encodes 404 amino acids. Lineage: Eukaryota; Metazoa; Mollusca; Bivalvia; Ostreida; Ostreidae. The record is from RefSeq and is a predicted model, not a curated record. The transcript is spliced from 4 exons.